ACAACUCACAACAACUUAACUGAUCAACUCUUCAAGCUCACGUGUCCUCUUGUUUCUCUGCGAAUGCACCCACUCUUCCUUUUAUACACACACAACAUAGAAUUAAGACUGUUUGGUUUACUCCACCUCUUCAACAUCUCUCUCUUCCCCUCAGGCAUUUCGUCAUCAGACAAGAGACAUUAGAUGGCCUGGGGAAACAUAUAUACUCGGCGCGUGAAAGUUUUCACGUUGGCUCUUGUAAUGUACUUGGACUAUAAGGCUUUGCAAAAGAGAGAGAAAUGGGUGAGUAAAUCUAAACGAGAUGCCUUGUGGGAAAAGCUUCAUGAGCGCAAUGCAAAGCGAGUCCUGAAGGUUAUAAUUGAAUUGGAAGGAAUGUGGGUGAAACUUGGACAGUACAUGUCCACACGUGCCGAUGUCCUCCCGGAUGCAUAUAUACGCGUGCUUACGCAGUUGCAAGAUUCUCUUCCCCCUCGCCCUUUAAAAGUGGUUUGUGAGACCAUACAGAAAGAAUUGGGAAAAUCAAUGGGGGAUCUGUUUCUAAAUUUUGUUCAAGUUCCUCUGGCAACCGCAUCAAUAGCCCAAGUUCAUCGUGCGACCCUAACUGAUGGACGGGAAGUGGUUGUUAAAGUUCAGCAUGAAGGCAUCAAGGCAAUUAUCUUGGAGGACCUGAAGAAUGCAAAAUCCAUUGUUGACUGGAUUGCGUGGGCAGAGCCGCAGUAUGACUUUAACCCAGUUAUCGAUGAAUGGUGCAAAGAAGCACCUAAAGAACUGGAUUUUAAUCGUGAAGCUGAGAAUACGAGUUUAAUAUCCAGAAACCUUGGUUGCAAUGAUCAACAUGAUGAGAAAGUGCCUGCUAAUCACGUGGAUGUCUUAAUUCCCGAAGUUAUUCAGUCAACUGAAAGGGUCCUCAUCCUCGAGUAUAUGGAUGGGGUUCGUUUAAAUGACUUGGUAUCACUUGAAAAUUUGGGUGUUGAUAAGCAAAAACUUGUUGAAGAAAUUACGCGUGCAUAUGCGCACCAAAUUUAUGUGGGUGGUAUAUUCAAUGGUGAUCCUCAUCCAGGGAAUUUUCUUGUCAGCAAAGAGCCUCCACAUCGUCCAAUUUUGCUUGAUUUUGGUCUUACUAAAGUUUUGACGAGUUCUAUGAAACAAGGUUUAGCAAAAAUGUUUCUGUCAUCUGUUGAGGGUGAUCAUGUGGCACUUCUGUCUGCUCUUGCGGAAAUGGGAUUUAGAUUUCGAAUGGACUUGCCAGAUGAGGCAAUGGAUCUAACAGCUUUAAUAUUCCGUAAUUCAGCACCUACCAGAGAAGAAGAUGAACACUUGAAAUCUUACAAGGAGAAAGCAAAACUUAAGAAGGAAAGCUUGAAGCUCAGUCAGAAAGAAUCUCGUCGCUUUAAUCCUGUUGAUGCUUUUCCGGGUGAUAUUGUGAUCUUCAGUCGGGUUCUCAAUCUACUAAGAGGGCUUUCAUCUAUAAUGAAGGUUCGCAUAAAUUAUGUGGAUAUCAUGAGGCCGUUUGCUGAAUCUGUUUUACAAUGCAAUAUUGAUAAUGGCCCGAGAUUAAAUGCGCAAUGGAUAUACAACACUCCUGUUCAUUCUGAUGUGGAGGCAAAAUUGAGGAAUUUAUUAGUUGAGCUGGGGAAUGCUAAUAAAAUUCUUGGAAUACAGGUAUGUGCCUACAAAGAUGGGCGAGUGAUUAUUGACACUGCUGCUGGUGUGCUCGGAAGAUAUGAUCCUCGUCCUGUUCAACCUGAUACCCUAUUUAAUGUGUUCUCUGCAACAAAGGGUAUCACAGCCGGAAUGGUACAUUGGCUUGUUGAUAAUAGAAAAUUGAAGCUGGAUGAAAAUGUUGCAGAUGUAUGGCCAGAAUUCCGAUCAAACGGAAAAGAUGGAAUAAAGGUGCACCAUGUCCUCAACCAUACAUCUGGUCUGCACAAUGCUCUCUCUGAUCUUAGUCGGGAAGAUCCCUUAUUACUGUGCAACUGGGAUGAGUGCCUGAAUCGCAUUGCAGAGGCUGUCCCUGAGGGCUCACCUGGACAACAGCAGCUAUAUCAUUAUCUCUCUUUUGGUUGGUUAUGUGGGGGAGUUGUUGAGCAUGCAUCCGGAAGAAAGUUUCAGGAGAUUCUGGAAGAAGCUUUUGUUCGGCCUCUUGGCAUUGAAGGCGAGCUAUAUGUUGGAAUUCCUCCAGGUCUGGAAACUCGACUUGCGACACUUACAGUAGAUACUGAGGAUCUCAGCAAACUCUCUGGAAUCGCUAGCCGUAACGACCUUCCUUCAAGCUUUCAGCCAGGCGAUAUUCUUCAGAUGCUUACUACCCUUCCAGCCACAUUCAAUACACUUAAUGUUCGCCGUGCCAUCUUACCUGCUGCUAAUGGACACUGCUCUGCCCGUGCACUUGCUCGUUACUAUGCAGCUCUUGCUGAUGGUGGUGUCAUCCCUCCACCACAUUCCACUUCUUCCAAGCCACUGCUUGGCAGCCACCCCCAUAUUCCAAAAUUCAGUGCCAAGAAAAUUGAUAAGAAGUCUAAAGGUCGCAAGAGCAAGGGAGCCUAUGAAGCCUUGAGCACAUCUGAUAAGUCUGAACCGGUCACGACUGAUGAACAUACCAUUAAUCUUAAUGGUAGAGAUGAAAGCCACAUAUCCAUUGAUUCUGUACCUACUGCUGGCAGUAGUCGCAGCAGUAACAAUAAUAAUAUUACUAACACCAGUGCCACUGACCAUCAUGAAUAUGGUUCCAAGAUAUUUAAUGAUGAAUCAAUUCAUGAUGCAUUCUUAGGUGCUGGACAAUACGAAAACAUGAUAUUUCCAAACGGAAGUUUUGGACUUGGAUUCAAGAGAAUCAAGUCGAAGGAUGGCUUCCUUAUCGGCUUUGGGCACUCGGGCAUGGGAGGAUCAACCGGCUUCUGCGACAUGAACAACAGAUUUGCUGUCUCGGUUACAGUAAACAAGAUGUCAUUUGGGAGUGUUACUGCUGCUAUCAUCAAGUUUAUUUGUUCAGAACUAAACCUUCCAGUUCCUGUAGAAUAUUCUGGAUCAGGAGGACCUGAUAUCUCAGCAAGUUUGGAGAAGCCGAUUAUAAAUUAAGGAAAAUUUUCUUCUCUUAGGCUACUGUAACGAUAUGUAUACACAUGGGCAUGACCCUAAAUUCAUCAUAGAGGAGCUUUAAGCUUGAUACUCUAUACACAGGUACAUAGGAAUACUACACAAUCCAGAUUACUUCUUGUAGCACAUUGUAGAAUGUUGUUAACGUUGUAACGAUGUGCAUAAAAUUUCAUAGGCUUGAUAUUUCAUCUGUUUCCUGA
This is a messenger RNA of Daucus carota subsp. sativus, 3296 nucleotides long. RefSeq lists its product as uncharacterized. The transcript is spliced from 19 exons. Bases 184 to 3078 code for a protein of 964 amino acids. Gene Ontology annotation, cellular component: endoplasmic reticulum; Golgi apparatus. Lineage: Eukaryota; Viridiplantae; Streptophyta; Magnoliopsida; Apiales; Apiaceae. The record is from RefSeq and is a predicted model, not a curated record.